Messenger RNA from Labeo rohita (rohu), 2245 nucleotides. RefSeq names its product serine peptidase inhibitor, Kunitz type 1 b (gene spint1b). The record is from RefSeq and is a predicted model, not a curated record. The coding region runs from base 255 to 1781 and encodes 508 amino acids. The transcript is spliced from 10 exons. NCBI's taxonomy places the organism in Eukaryota, Metazoa, Chordata, Actinopteri, Cypriniformes, Cyprinidae. Gene Ontology annotation, molecular function: serine-type endopeptidase inhibitor activity; protein binding.
UCCUUGCUUUCCCAGGUAAAACAACACACCUGAGCUCUGAAGCAGGUAGAAAUCAAAGGAACGCGUUACUCUUGACAUCUUUCGAAAGGACGUCCUUAAAUCUGAAAUCUUUUUGACGGGAAACAAUGAUAAGCGACUGAUCUACAUUUUAACCAGUCAGUUCGGUUGACACUCCAGCUAAAAGUGGAUUGGCGAAUUUUUUACGAAAUAUAUAUAGCCUGCCUCACACCAGGAUUCCUUUACAUUUAAGAAAAAUGGGCUUGUGGCGUUUUCUUUUCGCUGCCUUGGUUUUUAUUCUCAGCGUUCAUGACGGAGAAAGCCAGAGUAGCACAGCGGAGAGUCUCACAUCAGCACAGCACCAGUGUGUACACAAUUUCAAGACCGGCCGGGAAAACUUUGUUCUCGAUACGGAAGAGUCGAUUGAGGAUGGAGCUGUUUUCCUGGCUAACCCGAGCGUCGCGCAUAGGAACGAGUGCAUUGCUCAGUGCUGCAGAGAUCCCAAAUGCAACUUGGCCCUCAUAGAAAACGGACACGAGACGGGAUCCAGCAACAGCUGCUUUCUCUUCAACUGCUUAUAUAAGCAAAAAUAUGUCUGUCGAUUUAUUCAGAAGCGGGGGUUCACAAAUUAUAUACUGAAUUCAGUUUAUGAACAUUACCUGAACGUCCGCAAAAGUGAUGGGAAGGAGAAACUGCCCAUUGCCAAUCCUGGACGGGAUGUGGUGGUCCAGCCUAAUGAGGAGGUAUUUCUGAAUGGCAUUGAGAGUUGGGGUGAAAAGAAGAUUGUCAAUUAUCAGUGGAGCCUCAUCAGUGGAGAUGAAUCUGUCCAAAUUGAGAAAACUGAUCUGCCAGACCAGGUGAGAGUGUCCAAGCUGGUACCUGGGGUGUAUAAGUUCAAACUGACAGUGACCGAUUCAUUACAACGUUCUGAUUCUGCUCAAGUCACUGUUUUGGUUCUCACUCCUGAUCAAUCUGAGCGUCACUGUCUGGCCCCUAAAAAGGUGGGACCCUGUAGAGGUUAUUUCCCUCGCUGGCAUUACAACGCUGCAUCCAAAAAUUGUGAGCAGUUCUACUUUGGAGGGUGUAAAGAGAAUAACAACAACUACCUAUCUAAACAGGAGUGUUUGAAUGCCUGUAAAAACGCAGUAAUACUUAGUGGAGAAACAAGAAAGCUGCACAAGGAAGAAUGUUCUUCAUCAUGUAGAGAAGACGAAUUUGAAUGCUCUAACGGGUGCUGUGUGAAGAAAGAGUUUGAGUGUGAUGAACAGCAGCAAUGCAGCGAUGGUUCUGAUGAGCAGAACUGUGAUCAAUUGAAUAAUAGCCUGAUUCGACUUCUUAAGAUUGAGGUGACUAAAAAAGCCCACUGCACAGAUCCACCUGUUGUGGGCCCAUGUCGAGCCAGUUUUAAUCGUUGGUACUAUGACCCUCUUCACAAAAAGUGCCAUCGCUUCACCUAUGGUGGCUGUGAUGGCAAUGAGAACAACUUUGAGACAACAGACAAGUGCAUGAACAACUGCUCAGGUGUCACAGAAAAUGAUGUGUUUGCCGAAGGAUUGUUUGUAAGGGGUGAAGGAGAACUAGGGGAAAGCCAGUCAGCUUCUGUUGCCCUAGCUGUGGUUGUGGUUAUCGCCAUCUUGGCCGUUCUGGCAGUGUUAGGUUACUGUUUCAUCAAGAACAAGAGAAAAAACCAUCAGCAUCAGCGUGUGGCCACCAACAAUCCUCCAGUGGUCUACAGUGAAGAUGACCAACAGCUGGUCUACAACAGCACCACUGCCAAAGCAUGACAUAAUCUGCAGUGAAGAGGGGCCAUAUGAAUAAAAUAAGCAACUCAGUUAGGGUUCCCGACCUUAACGUGAUGCCACAUUAGCCUAAAUGUUUGGUCACUUAACCAGGUCUUUUAUCUCAGGUCUUAAUGAUCAAGCUGUUUUAUGUGGAUAUUUAGCAUUAAUGUAUUAUAUUAUGUUGGUCAGACCUGUGUGUGUAUGUGUGUGUUUGCAAAAUGGCCCAAGAGACGGUUUAAGUAGAAGAAGAGAAUUUUACAUUAUGGUUUCAAAGCACUUGACAAAAAGUAUUGUAAUUGUCUUUUUAUUUGUUUCUUAUAAAGCCAUGUCAUUUAUCAUUCUGAUGAUUUCUGAGGGAGUAGAAUGUCUUGAUUUACCUAUAUUAAUGUUUUAUAUAUAUAUAUAUAUAUAUAUAUACAUAUAUAUAUACAUACAUACAUACAUACAUACAUACACACACACACACA